This is a messenger RNA of Boleophthalmus pectinirostris (great blue-spotted mudskipper), 1200 nucleotides long. RefSeq names its product opsin 3 (gene opn3). Gene Ontology annotation, biological process: G protein-coupled receptor signaling pathway; visual perception. NCBI's taxonomy places the organism in Eukaryota, Metazoa, Chordata, Actinopteri, Gobiiformes, Gobiidae. Gene Ontology annotation, molecular function: G protein-coupled receptor activity. The coding region runs from base 28 to 1200 and encodes 390 amino acids. The transcript has 4 exons. The record is from RefSeq and is a predicted model, not a curated record. Gene Ontology annotation, cellular component: photoreceptor outer segment; membrane.
GCUCCAAACCAACUUUUUACGCACGACAUGAAUCCGCUGAACGACACCAGAGCGGACAGAAGCGGCGCCAGUUCACUUUUUACGCAGGGGACGUACAAAGUUUUAGCGCUGACCAUCGGGACCAUCGGCGUGUUCGGCUUCUGCAACAACGUCGUGGUGAUAGUUUUGUAUCUGAAGUUCAAGCGGCUGCGCACGCCCACCAACCUGCUCCUCGUCAACAUCAGCCUGAGCGAUUUUCUCGUCUCGGUCACGGGGAUAAACUUCACGUUCUUCGCGUGCGUAAAAGGAGGUUGGAUAUGGAGCCAAGCGACGUGCAUCUGGGACGGAUUCAGCAACAGUUUGUUCGGUAUCGUGUCCAUCAUGAGCUUGGCGGCGUUGGCCUAUGAGCGCUACAUCCGGGUGGUGCAUGCGCAGGUGGUGGACUUCCCGUGGGCGUGGAGGGCCGUGGGGCACAUCUGGCUCUACUCUCUGGCCUGGACCGGGGCCCCUCUCAUCGGGUGGAACCGCUACACCCUGGAGGUCCACCGGCUCGGCUGCUCCCUGGACUGGGCCUCCAAAGACCCCAACGACGCGUCCUUCAUCCUCCUCUUCCUCCUCGCUUGCUUCUUCGUCCCCGUGGGCAUCAUGAUCUACUGCUACGGCAACAUCCUCUACACUGUGAAAAUGCUUCGUUCGAUCCAGGAGCUGCAGACGGUUCAGAUCAUUAAGAUCCUGCGUUACGAGAAGAGGGUGUCUGUGAUGUUCCUCCUGAUGAUCUUCUGUUUCCUGGUCUGUUGGACUCCGUACGCGGUCGUCUCCAUGCUCGAGGCCUUCGGUCGUCAUAGAAACAUGGUCUCCCCCACGGCCGCCAUCAUCCCGUCCUUCUUUGCCAAGUCCAGCACGGCCUACAACCCGCUCAUCUACGGCUUCAUGAGCAGGAAGUUCCGCCGCUGUCUGCUGCAGCUGCUCUGCUCGCGUCUCUCGUGGCUCCAGCGCGGCGUCGGGUUGAAAGAGCGCCCCCUGGCCCCCGUGGAGCGCCCCAUUCGCCCCAUCUUUGUGUCGGACAGCUGCGGCGGGCGGGACAGACCCAAAAAGAGAGUGACUUUUAACUCUUCGUCCAUAGUCUUCAUCAUAACCAGCGAUAACCUGCAGCACCUGGGCGUCUCCUCCAAAACGGGAAGCGAGUCCCAGGCCAACGUCAUCCAAGUGCGCCCACUGUGA